AUGGGUCAUGAGAAGCACUUUGCCUUCAGUGACAAGUUCAGUAACACACCUUCACUGUCCGACCUCAUCGAUGACUAUUCUUUUGAGGAAAAGCUUUUGGCUUUCUACGGAGGCUUAAUAGAGAUCAACUAUCUCACCACGGACCACCAAGCCACGAGGGCCGAGCUGUUCAUCAUGAAGUGGGUGCUGUAUGGCUCCAGUAUCAUAAAGGGUGAUUACGUGCUCUAUUACUAUGCCAACCUCAGCGUGCCCAUGGGGCGCUUCCUGAAUCGUGUACGCUUGGUGGGGGACAUCUCACACAACGAGGGCUCUCUCCUUCUCCAAGACGUGACAGAGGCUGACCAAGGAACCUAUACUUGUGAGAUCCGCCUUCAGAUGGAGAGCCUGGUGUUCAAGAAGGAGGUGGUACUGCACGUAAGACCAGAGGAGCCCAAAGAGCUCACGGUCCACGUGGGCGAGUCAACUGUGAUGGGGUGUGUUUUCCAUAGCACAGAGGAGAAACACGUGACUGAGUUAAGCUGGGUGUUUUCGUCCGGAGAGCAUGCUAAGAAGGAGACAGUGUUCCACUAUCACUCCAAACGCCCGGUGCCGGUGGGCUCCCCCCAGAACCAGGGGCGCUUCCAGACCCGUGUAAACCUGGUGGGGGACAUUUCCCGAAAAGACGGCUCCAUCGUGCUCCGAGGAGUGGAGGAGUCUGACCGAGGGAACUACACCUGCAGAAUCCGCCUGGGAAACCUGGAGGUCCAGAAGGCCUGGGUGCUCCACGUGCUCCAGAGGGAGCCUAGAAGCAUGGUGACCCCAGCAGCCCUUCCACCCGGGCUCCUGGCGGGUAAUCAGCUCGUGGUCAUUGUGGGCAUUGUCUGCACUACAGUUCUGCUGCUUGCGGUUCUGCUAUUGAUCAUGAAGAGGACCCGCAGGACCAAGAGUUCCGUGACAUCUACAAGCCUGGCCAAAAGCCUGGAUGCCACCCAGAAAGUGAACCCAGAGAAACAUGUUUACUUCUCAAUAAGUCCACAGGAGGUGACUGAGGAAGAAGAGUCGGCUGGAAACCCCGAGGCUACUUACAUGACCAUGCACCCAGUUUGGCCUGCUAUAAGGUCUGCACAGAACAACCCACUGGAGAAAAAGCCAGGGGGAGAAAUACCGAAAACAACGCACGCAUUUUGAGAAGAAAGCAGUCAUCUAUGUUUCCAAGAGACGAUCCACUCUGUGUGUCCUGCGCUGCAGUGUGUUACUGCUGAAUCCCCAACCCCCCGCCCUCAUCAUUGUCCUCCUGCCUCACUGCUUGGUGAAGGUCCAACGAUGGAGGGCUUGCACCCUGGCAGAACGACCGGGCAGAUUUGGAGGAGCCGGCCCUACUGAGGGGAGGAUGGCACACGGACUCGGAAGUUCUUGGGGGGCAGUGGCUUCAAGUGUGCAGUCACGGGAGACCCUUCCUUGAGACAGUAUUCUUUGUGGAUGAGCUAUUGGGAGGAACAAAGAGGGAAAAACCAACCCCACUGAUUCUUUUGUUAGA
Molecule: messenger RNA, 1516 nt
Organism: Echinops telfairi (small Madagascar hedgehog)
Lineage: Eukaryota; Metazoa; Chordata; Mammalia; Afrosoricida; Tenrecidae
Gene: JAML
Product: junction adhesion molecule like
Exons: 9
Coding region: 1-1167 (388 amino acids)
Biological process (GO): neutrophil chemotaxis; heterophilic cell-cell adhesion; neutrophil extravasation
Cellular component (GO): membrane
Molecular function (GO): cell adhesion molecule binding
Source: RefSeq, a predicted model, not a curated record